AGUGACCAUCUUAUAACUCAGUGGUUCUAUCAUCUUAAAUCAUCCAUCCAUCAGGCGAGCUCCUAAGAACCGAAUACCACCAUUGGUAGCAUAUGUUUUCCAUGGCGUCCUGUCAAGGAGCUUCUCUGCAUCAUUGCACCUUCCGAGUAGCUGCUUCUGAGGCACCUCAAAAGAAAUGUGGCGUCCAGCUAGCCGCCCUCUCCACCUGUCGCACCAGCACCAGCACCAUCACCAGCACCAUCACCAGCAGCAGCUUUUUUACCCCGCGGAGAACGCGCGUAGUUCCUCUGAAUUCCCGCCAAAGACUGCAAAAUAGACCCGUCGUACGCGUGACGGCGAGCGGCGGCGGCGACGCGGUGGGCUUGGGUCACGGCUCAGGCGCCUCGGCGGGAACCGCCGCAGCCGCAGCCGCAGCAGCGGCCGCUGCGGCAGCAGCAGCACCAGGCAGCAGCGCUAGCAGCGGCACAAGCGGCGGCGGCGGGUAUGCGUCGUCAUGGGAGGCGAAGGACUUGGAGGGGAAGGACUAUCUGUACCGGCUGGGGUCGGAGGCCGACAACCUGCGAAUCACCGUCGGGGCGAAGGCUGGGAACAUUGACAGCGUGUUCGUGGGAGACUUCCUGGGGAAAGACGCGGACAUAGUGUUCAAGUACCGGCAGAAGGUGACUCGGUCGUUUGAGCACUUACAAGGGGACUACUACAUCGCCCCCGCAUUCCUGGUACUCCAUUCCAAUGCUGCUGCUUCCUUCCUCACCUUCAUUGCAAAGAACUUUCUUGCCUCACAGCUGGACUGCAGAAUCCCGCUCAUUCUCGGCAUAUGGGGCGGCAAGGGACAGGGAAAAACUUUCCAGGUGGAGCUGAUUUUCAAGGCGCUGGGGCUGGAGCCGAUCAUUCUGUCAGCUGGAGAGAUGGAGAGCGAGUGGGCUGGGGAGCCUGGGAGGCUCAUUCGCAGCCGGUACCGCGAUGCACACCUGGUUAUCAACAACAGGGGCAAGAUGAGCUGCCUCAUGAUCAACGACCUUGAUGCUGGGAUUGGCCGAUUCGCCCACACCCAGACCACGGUGAACAACCAGAUGGUGGUGGGCACGCUGAUGAACCUGUGUGAUGACCCCACUCGCGUGAGCGUAGGGCAGGACUGGCGCGAGGGCGACCUGCUCAACCGGGUUCCCAUCAUCGUCACGGGCAACGACUUCAGCACGCUCUGGGCACCUCUUAUCCGCGACGGGCGCAUGGAGAAGUUCUACUGGCAGCCCACAAGGGAGGAUAUAGUGAACAUAGUGUACCGAAUGUACAUCAAGGACGGCCUAUCUUUCCAAGACAUUGAGAGUCUCGUGGACACGUUUCCCAACCAACCAUUGGACUUCUACGGCGCCCUUCGUGCGCGCACAUACGAUGAUAAAGUGCUGGAGUGGGUGGAGGCGAACGGCGGCCCAUCCAAGGUGGGGAAGCUCCUGAUCAAGCCCAGGAGAUGGGACGAUGGCAGCGAUGGCAAGGACACCAGGCCCACGGUCGACCCACCUGCACAAACCCUAGAGGAGUUGGUGAAGGCUGGAGAGCGGCUGGUGCAUGAGCAGGAUUUGAUGAACGCAUCUCGACUGUCGGAUGAAUACAUGAAGAAACAGACGGGGCCGGGGAUUGGACUCAGGAUGGGAUGAAGCAGUGGGUGGAUGCCACGUCUGCUGGAGGCAAGGAGCGACGGUGCACUGUGAACUUUUGAGCAGUCAAAUUGGGAAUAGGGAAGUUUGUGCAGUACC
This is a messenger RNA of Closterium sp. NIES-67, 1751 nucleotides long. NCBI's taxonomy places the organism in Eukaryota, Viridiplantae, Streptophyta, Zygnematophyceae, Desmidiales, Closteriaceae. The record is from the annotation of a GenBank genome assembly.